Cryphonectria parasitica EP155 is the source of this 472-nucleotide messenger RNA. RefSeq lists its product as uncharacterized. Lineage: Eukaryota; Fungi; Ascomycota; Sordariomycetes; Diaporthales; Cryphonectriaceae. The annotation marks the transcript as partial. The transcript has a single exon. The record is from RefSeq and is a predicted model, not a curated record.
UCUUCUUACUAUUGCAAAACUACAAUUCACAGCAAGCCCCAAGAAGAUGAACGAAAAAGAAAAAGAAAAAUCUCUUGUAUUUCCACCAAAAUAUGCCAAGAAAUCAAAUCCGAGAAAGUAUAUUGAUAAAAGUGGAGAGGGGGAGGAAAAAGCCUACACAACAAUGACGGUUUCGGUAUGUUUAUUGCACGCCUUAGCACGCUUACUGCCUCGGGGGAAAGAAAAGGCGCUUGAACCACUCACCUUGGCGUACUCAGCCCGCGUGUACCUCGUAUUCACCCCCAUUCUACUACCACCCACACAGCGUCGGCCGCAUGCGGUCGCCGUGCAAGGUGAGUUGUUUGGCGGCGGGUUCCUACACAACCAACCAAACGACCAACCACCCCUACGCACGCUUUCUUCCAUAACCAUCCCAUCCAUUCCGAAGGACUUUCUGAGAGCGUGUGAGGCUUGUGUAGAAUGAAUCAUCUAC